AUGAAGUUAUGUAUAGAAGGAAGCUGUAUUCUUGAUGAUAUGAUGUUCAUUCAGGAUUUAGAAAUUCCAAUACCAAUAUGCAAUGAAAACUUUACAUGGCCUGGAGGGGAUUCUAUUUCUGAUAUGGUGAAUGCUAUUGGUGGAAGUCUAACUCAAGGAGCAUUUAAUAUUAUUUUAAGAAGACUAGGAAUUGAGGAUAUUUUCACAGACUCCUGUCAACUAUUGGAAUCUGGAAAAGAAUGUACCAACACCUUACAAAUACCAAAUUCAUUGGGAGACAUAGUUCAGUGUGAACUAACAGACAGUUGUUUAGGACUCAAUUGCUGUUUAGGACUGAAUUUUAAGCUGCCAUUUGAUGGAGAUGAUGUUGCAUACAAUAUUCCGUUUGGAUUUAAUUUAAGUCCUUGUGAUUUUGAAAUUGAAUUAAGUUUUGGAUCAUACUACCAUAAGAUGGUUUUACUUGAGUAUGACUGGGGUAUAGAAAAUAAAUUGGAAAUAGGAAAUGGGGAUGCUGCUCCUAUUACCAUAAGAUACAGAAUAGAUAAGCUUGACAAUGGACGGGGAUUUGUAAUAGAUCUGAAGAUAGAUAUAUGUCUUCCAAUGGAUGAUCAAGUGUAUUGUUUCCCAGAAAAUGGGUUUCCAGUGUUAAACCAGCAUGCAAUUCCAAUCUGCUCCAGAAAUUUUACAGGCACAGAUUUCUCUGUGACAAAUUGGUUAGAUGAAGUGAACCUUGAUAUUAACCAAGGAUUAAAAGAUGCUGCGGUGAAUUUUAUCCUUGAACAGUUACAUCUGACUAAUUUCUUUGGUGGUCCUAAAUGUGAUGUUGAAAGAUAUCCUUAUUCACCUAGUGUUCAGGGAUGGAACAGUGAAUGUCAACUGAGUAUGUUUAAUCGUCCAGAUUUGGCAGACCAGAUAGCCUGCCACAUUACAGAAUCCUGUACUGGAAUUGAUUGCUGUGCCAAUAUUCCUUUCUUUGGAUUGACAGUUAGGCCAUUCUUUGUGUUGGAUCCUUGUGACUACAAGAUAUCAUUUGGAAUCAAUACAGAAAAUGUUACUAUUUCACUCUUUAACUAUGAAUGGGAUAUGAAAAUAUUUGACAAAACAGAGAUACCCCAACUUGUUUGUGAUAUUGAUGCUGUUAUUGAUCUGAAAGAUUUCUCAUUAACCAAUUGGGCAGACAAUUUAGGAGUUAAUUUAACUGAUCAGAUGCAGCCAUCGUUUAUUAGAAUUUUGCUACAACAGCUUGGAUUAGACACUCUGUUGAAGUCUCCACCCUGUAGUCAUAGAAAUGAUAUAUACUCUCCUUCUUCAGGUGGAUGGAAAAAUGAUUGUCCAGCAGUUACAGAAUUACCAGAAUUGCCAGAGUCCCUUGUAUGUUAUGUACCAGAUUACUGUACAGGAAUAGAUUGUUGUUAUAACUUUGACUACCUGGAUUUGUCACUGAACAUAAACCUAUACAUAGAUACAUGUAAUUACCAGAUACGAGGCAGAAUAGAAACACUCGAGUUUGAAAUUAAUUUCUUUGAUUAUACUUGGGGUGAGGUGAAGGAAGAAAGAUUACAGGAAAUAUUCAGAAUAAAAUUCAAAUUACAGAAGCUCUCAGACCAAAAGAAAUUCAUAGUAGACUUGGACUUCAGUGUUUGUCUUGAGAAAAAUGUGUGUAAUCCAACACUGACAUUGUUUAAAGAUCAACUGAUUCCUCAACCUUUGUGUAAUCUCGAGAUGGAUUUUAACUCUGCAAAUACUUCCUUGUUUGAAUGGAUGGAAAAUAAAGGACUUCAAAUAGGUCAAAGUUUAACAUCAGCACUGGCAGAUGAACUUAUGGAGUAUGUUGGUAUUAAAUCAUUCUUAAAUGAAAAAUCAUGUGACAGGGAUGAAAUACCAUAUGGAGGUGCUGUUAAUGGAUGGAAUACUACAGCAUGUCCACUGAAUGUAUCUGUACCCAAGAUACACAGUACCAUAAGCUGUGUUUUGUCCUCCCACUGUACAGGAGUGACUUGUUGUGUAGAGGUUGGGAAAAUAAGGAAAUCAUUCACAGUGUAUGCAGACAUUGAUGGCUGUAAUUUGAAGCUGUCUUUUGGGAUUGAAAAAAGGCAUAUUGAAAUUCCACUAAUUAAUUACAAAUGGGGAACUGAAGAAACAUUUAGUCUGCUGAAUGUUAUUAAAUUAAGAUUUUCUAUCCAUGAUCUACAAGGAGAAAAGAAAUAUCUAUUGAACUUGAAACUAAGUGUAUGUUUAGAACCUGAUGGUGCCUGUCUGAUAUCUACAUCAGUUUUGGCAAACUUUAAACUGCCAAAACUAGGUUGUGACUGGUCUGAUGCAGGGUUCAAAGUUCCAGACUUUUCUUUGACGAAGUUUAAAGCUGAAAACAGUAUACUUGGAGAAGUGAAAGGGUUACUCUUAACUAAACUACUAGAAGGACUUGGAAUAUCUGCCUAUCUUGAAGAAGUACAAUGUAGUAGAUCACUGCCACCAUACGUGUCAUCCACAGAUGGAUGGGCUAGCAAUUGCAGUUCCUCCAAAAUGAAAAGUUUGCCACCAUUAUCUGGUCCUGUCUCGUGUCACCUGAUGGAUACCUGUACAGGGAUACAGUGCUGUAUUGAUGUAGAACAGCUGAGCAGAUCCAUCAGUGUAUAUCUAAUUCUGGAUACUUGUAGUUAUAGUUUUGAAAUCGGAAUAGAGAAACUCACUUACAAGAAGUCCCUUCUAGAAUUUGAAUUUGACCAAAAGCAAAGCUUUAGUCUUUUUAAUAUCUUGAAUAUAGAUUAUUCCAUAGAUGACCUGAAGUCCCAAGGUUUAUUGUUGGUCAACCUGGAUGUGAGUGUAUGUUUUGAAUCCCAUGGAAGCUGUCAAUUUAAAGUCAAUGUAUUCAAAGAUGUUUCUCUACCUAAACCACUGUGCAACUGGCAAAAUAGCACUUUUGAUCUAGGAUUUUCAUUGAAGAAUUGGACUCAGUUCAAUAGAAUAGAUGCUGUGACAGAUUAUGUCGUAGAUUUACUUCUAGAGGAGCUUGAUAUAGCUAAAUUCUUGUCCGAUCCAAUGUGUAGCAGGACAGAUGCUCCUUAUAGUCCUAGUAAUGAUGGAUGGAAUACAACUUGUGAUAAAUCUGUUGAUCUCCAGCCAUUGACAGGACCAGUGACUUGUCAUAUACCAGAUAUCUGUACAGGAGUAGAAUGUUGUAUUGACGUGGAUCCUAUAAGACGAUCAUUCCAUGUGUUUGUUUUCCUUGAUGCUUGUUCUUACAGACUGAGAAUUGGAAUUGAAAAAUAUGAAAUAGAUAUUUCAUUGUUUGAUUAUGAAUUUGGCAUUGUAGACCAGAUCAAGUUAACAUCACUAUUCACUAUCAACUAUUCAAUCUACAAUCUUGUUGAUGAUGAUGUUUUCCUUGUGAAUAUGAAUGUGAGUGUAUGUCUGGAAAUCAAUGAAUGUUUGAUACAGCAAGUUGUUCUUCAGGAUGUGUAUUUACCAAAGACCUUCUGUAAAUGGAGCUCCACUUUAUCAGAAUUUUCUGUGGGUAAUUUCCUUGGUAACAAAGGGCUAUCUAUUAAUGACAAUCUUGGAGACCUUGUCAUAACUCAGAUCCUGAACCAUUUGGGUAUAACAGAUAAUCUACAAAGUCCUCAAUGUGUUGUUGGAGGAAGUCCAUGGGUGAAUGAAUGUCCCCAUUCUGUACAGUUGCCACAAUUAUCAGGACCAAUUUCUUGCACACUUAUGAAGAGUUGUACAUCUGUAGAUUGCUGCUUAAAUGUGGACUUUCUCAAGAGAAACUUUCAUGUUGAGCUGGAUAUUGACAUUUGCAAUAGAAACAUUAUUUUUAUGAUUGAAAAGCUGAAGUUUGAAUACUCAUUACUGAACUUUCAGUGGGGUGUAAAAGACAGAUUAAAACUGGGUUCAGCUUUAUAUUUAGAUUACAGUUUGGAUAAUGUUGUUGAUGCUAAUGAGUUUAGAGUCGGUCUGAAUGUCAGUGUACAGUUUAAUCCAGGAGAGACCAUGUUCCAUUGGAUAGUAUUGACAAAUACACCUCUUCCAAAGAUACCAUGUGAUUUCAACACCGAUUUUGAUACUACAGGAUUUUCCCUACAGACCUGGCUUCAGGAAGUGAAUGUUCCAUCAGAAAAACAUAUUUCAAAACUGGUAAUCCUUCAGUUAUUUCAUGAGCUUGGUAUUGGUAGGCUCAUGAAUAUAGAAUCCUGUCAGAGAUCUGGUGUAAAGUACAGUCCAGCUCUAAAUGGUUGGAAGAAUUCAUGCCCACUGGACGUAUCUUUAACACCGCUUCCUAAUACUGUAUCUUGUAUGAUUCCUUCUCACUGUACAGCUGUGGACUGUUGUAUUGAUGUAGAUUUUCUGGAUAGAUCUUUUAAUGCCUUCCUGGAUGUGAACAUGUGUACCAAUGUCAUGACAGUAGGACUAGAAAAACUUGUUUUAGAUCCUAUUAGCUUGUUGGACUAUCAGUUUGGUAAAACAGAGCAUUUCAAUUUGAAAGGAGUAUUGAGAAUAACGUACAGGAUUGAUGAUCUACAAGAGGAAAGGAAGCUUGUUGUCAACAUGAAUCUCAGUGUAUGUUUUGAGUGGUCUGGUUCCUGUUUGUAUGAUGUUACUGUUUUCCAUGAUACUGUUAUACCUAAACCUCUCUGUGACUGGGAAGCAGAUUCAUACUUUACAAAGGAUUUCUCUUUGGAUACAUUUCUUGCUGAGGAGGGACUAAAUGGAAAUGAAGUCUUGCCCAACGUCAUUGCUGUGAAGAUGAUGGAACAGUUAGGACUUUUAUCCUAUCUCAACAGUGACUCUUGCAGCUAUGAAUAUGAAAGUGGUAAAGAUGGGUGGAUUAAAGGUUGUUUUGAGGAUGUGGUUUUACCAGUCUUACCUGCUGAUGCCAGAUGCAACGUCCUUCCAUCUUGUUUAGGCAUUGAUUGUUGUUUAGGUGUAGAUUUCUUGCAACACAAAUUCAAGGUUUCAUUUGAACUGGAUACAUGCAAUCAUCAGUUACAUUUACAGAUAGACAGAUAUCAGAAGACGCUGAACUUGACAGAUUAUACAUAUGGAUCCAUACAGAAAUUAAGCUUCAUGAAUGUUGUUAGAAUCGAGUAA
Messenger RNA from Mytilus trossulus (common blue mussel), 5088 nucleotides. RefSeq lists its product as uncharacterized. Lineage: Eukaryota; Metazoa; Mollusca; Bivalvia; Mytilida; Mytilidae. The record is from RefSeq and is a predicted model, not a curated record. The transcript has 35 exons. Bases 1 to 5088 code for a protein of 1695 amino acids.